AGGAGCAGAACCCCAGACGUAGCCGGAGGCUUUCAGAGUAAAGACGUGCUGCUGACACAGACCACCACAGCUGCCCACUGACCAGCGGAUCUAAGAGAAUGCGUCUACCAAGUUCUACAGACAGGAGGAUGGCGCUGUGGCUUCCAGGAGGGCAGCUCACCCUGCUGCUGCUGCUGUUCUGGGUCCAGCAGACAGCCAUCGGGAGCGCUGAGGCUGCUCUUAAGGUCGAUGUUGACUUGACACCAGAUUCCUUUGAUGACCAGUACCAAGGCUGUAGCAAACAGGUGGCAGAGGCGCUAAAUCGAGGAGAUUAUUUCAUGAAGGAAAUAGACACUCAUAAGUAUUACUCCAGAGCAUGGCAAAAAGCCCACUUAACCUGGCUGAGCCAGGUGAAGCCCCUCCCCGAGAGCAUGGCCACUGUGCAUGCUGUGGCCAUCUUGGUUUUCACCUUGAAUCUCAAUGUGAGCUCUGACUUUGCCAAGGCCAUGACCAGGGCUGCGGGGUCUCCUGGGCAGUACAGACAGUCAUUCCACUUCAAGUAUCUGCACUACUACCUCACCUCAGCCAUCCAGCUGCUGAGGAAAGACAGCUCUACAAAGAACGGCAGUCUGUGUUACAAGGUACACCACAGGAUGAAGGAUGUGAACACUGAAGUCAGUGUAGGUUCCACCAUCCGAUUCGGCCAGUUCCUUUCUGCCUCCCUGAUAAAGGAAGAGACACAGGUGUCUGGAAACCAAACACUGUUUACUACUUUCACUUGUCUGGGUGCCUCUGUGCAAGACUUCUCUCUCAGGAAGGAAGUCUUGAUCCCCCCCUAUGAGUUAUUUGAAGUCAUAAGUAAGAACAGCACCCCCAAAGGAGAUUUGAUAAACUUGCGGUCUGCUGGGAACAUGAGCACAUAUAACUGCCAGCUGCUAAGAGCUUCCGGCGAGAUGCUCACGCCUGCUCCAAUGAUCAUCGUUUGCUUCUCCUUGGUCACUGUUGUCAUCUCGUCCAAGAACAGAGAGCAAAGGAAUCUACUGUCUUCUUUUUAAAGUCUACUUAGACUUUUUGCUCCUGUGUUUGUUACCAGAAUUGGAGGCCCACACUCCCCACCAUACCACAGAAGAUGUGAGACAGAAAAGUUUGUGGGGGAAAAACAGCCCUAAGUUCCAGUCCAGCCCUAACUAAGACAGAAGACAGUCUGAAAUCCCUACCUAACGGGGUCUGUGUCGGCUACUUUUUCCUGUUGCUGUCACCGAAACCAAUCACAGAAGCUCAAAGUUCAGGAGGAAAGCGUCACUUGAUUUAUA
Arvicanthis niloticus (Nile rat) is the source of this 1292-nucleotide messenger RNA. Its product is annotated as ADP-ribosyltransferase 4 (inactive) (Dombrock blood group). Lineage: Eukaryota; Metazoa; Chordata; Mammalia; Rodentia; Muridae. The record is from RefSeq and is a predicted model, not a curated record. Gene Ontology annotation, molecular function: NAD+ poly-ADP-ribosyltransferase activity; NAD+-protein-arginine ADP-ribosyltransferase activity.